Quercus robur (English oak) is the source of this 1117-nucleotide messenger RNA. RefSeq lists its product as uncharacterized. NCBI's taxonomy places the organism in Eukaryota, Viridiplantae, Streptophyta, Magnoliopsida, Fagales, Fagaceae. Bases 333 to 839 code for a protein of 168 amino acids. The record is from RefSeq and is a predicted model, not a curated record. The transcript is spliced from 2 exons.
AUGACAAAAAAGGAGACACAAAAAGGGGCCAACCCAAUCACACAUCUACUCUAAGCUCUCACCUUUUUCAUUUGAUUCCACUACGCUCCUCCUCCUUCACUUUCUUCUGCUUCUCUCUCUCUCUCUCUCUUUCUCUCUCGGAACUUUUUCGUUUUUCUUGCGGGUUUGGGGUGUUAAAGUCACACAAUCUAACGGUUAAGAAGCCUUUAUCUCUCUCUGUGACUAAAAAAACGUACCUUACCAAAGUGGGUCAUCCCUCAUAUCUAGCUAUCUCCGUCACCGUCACCGUCACAGCCACGAUCAGAGCCGUUGGUUUCUCUCACUUAUCUGAAAUGGACAAAUCCAUGUCUUUGACUGUCAGUGAUGGAUAUCUCAACGGCCAUCACCAAAACUCCUUUUCUUCUCGUUCUUCCUCUCGUAGAGAUCAAGAUGUUGCUUACAGCUGUGGUUCUUGUGGGUAUGAGCUAAACCUAAGCUCUUGCAAUCGGAACACCUCAACCAUUGGUUCUAAAUAUGGAAAAUCUAUAAAGAGAGGGAUCAUUUCUUUCUUUAACAUUGAUGAGAGCAGAUUUACUCAGGUUGAUGAAAUCCAGUGCAUACCCUACUUUUCUAAGAACUCUUGGGGCUUGUUCCGUCGGAGAACCAAACUUCUUUGCCGCAAGUGUGGUAACGAUAUUGGAAUUGCUUACAAUGAUCUUACAUCAUCCCAGCGACUUGUAUCAGAUGUAUCAGAUUCUUCCUCAGGCAAUGAAGUCUCAAGUUGUAGAAAAUAUAAUGUUAAAAUCCGAGCUUUACAGCCCUCAUCUUCUGAGGAAUCUGCCACUCAAAUUUACACGUGAUGUACUCGAGCAAGCUUGUUUUAUAUGCUCUUUUUCCCAUCAAGGAAACAUCUGCAACACCAAAAAGGCAAGAAUUCAUCUAAAGGUGUCUUCCUUCUGUAUUUGGUUGGUGUUUUGCCUUUCUUAUCUAUGUUGUUACUUGUACAUAACAGUUUCUAAAACUGUUUUAUAAGAAAAUUGUUGUUUGAACUGAAAGGGGUUUUGGUUGAGAAAAUUUUGUGUAAAAACUUCUCUACAGCUAAAUUAAGAAAGUGGUGUGAUAUUUUCCGGGGGUUGAA